This is a messenger RNA of Gopherus evgoodei (Goodes thornscrub tortoise), 3394 nucleotides long. It is a transcript of the gene MLPH, whose product is annotated as melanophilin. Gene Ontology annotation, molecular function: small GTPase binding; actin binding; myosin binding. Lineage: Eukaryota; Metazoa; Chordata; Testudines; Testudinidae. Bases 239 to 2188 code for a protein of 649 amino acids. Gene Ontology annotation, biological process: intracellular protein transport. The transcript is spliced from 17 exons. Gene Ontology annotation, cellular component: cortical actin cytoskeleton. The record is from RefSeq and is a predicted model, not a curated record.
CUCUGCCGCGGCAGCUCCAGCUGGUUUGCUCGGCCCAUGUGAUCGCUGCGCACCGAUUAGGGGGUUGGUGCUGCCCAGCCCCACGGCAGGGGAUGGGAACCCAGCACUGGGAGCAUGUGACAAAAGCAUAUUUUAACCCCACCCCCUGGGACUGGAUUGCCACCGAGCCGGGCAGGGAGAUCAAAGCAACAUCGGCUGCAGCCCUUCGCAAGCUCCCCUGACACAACUGCUUGCUAGGAUGGGAAGGAAACUGGAUCUUUCCAAGCUAACAGAUGAAGAGGCCAAGCACGUCUGGGAGGUGGUUCAACGGGACUUUGAUCUGCGGAAGAAAGAGGAAGACAGAUUGGAGGAACUGAAAUGCAAGCUUGAAAAAGAGGGCACCAAGAGGGAGCUCCUGUCCAAUCAGUCCCACCUCAACGAGACCCACUGCGUCCACUGCCUGCAGCCCUUCAAGUUCCUGGUGAACAGCAAGCGCCAGUGCUUGGACUGCCACUUCUACACCUGCAAGAACUGCAGCCGCUACAACAAAAAGGAGCAAGGCUGGAUCUGUGACCCUUGCCGCUUAUCCAGGAUUGUGAAGAUUGGCUCCCUGGAGUGGUAUUAUGAACAUGUGAGAUCCCGUUUCAGGCGGUUUGGAAGUGCUAAAGUGAUGCGGUCUCUCUACGGCAGGCUACAGCCUGGGCAGAAAAUGAAUCCAACGUUGCUAGGUCUUCAUGACAGAGUUUACAGCUUGCCAGACAUCAACAGUGAGUGCCAGCUGCAUGCCGGCGGCAGGGUGCGCAGUGACAGCGAUGAUGAAGAUGACCUGGUGGAUGGAGCCGAAGCUGAGCACUAUACUAGGAUGCGCAAGACAAAGCGCCUGCUGUCUGUUCAUCCCUUUGAUUUUGAUCUGGACUCAGAAUAUUCUGCUCAAUCACGCCGUCAAUCUGUGCAGCUUUCUCAAACUCCGGUCAACCAGGAUGGCCACCAGUCAUUCCUGGAUUUCCCUGAUGCCAGCGAGGACACCUCCCGGAAGGAGACAAUGAUCGCUGAAGCAGACCUGGCUGCAGUGUUCCACCAGAUUCUUCAGGAGCAGGGACAACAUAUGACCCCUCCAGAGCAGGAGUUUAGUACCGAGGUCCGGCUGACAGUGAACUCACGAAGGAAGAGCCUGGAAAGGAAUCCCAAACCUGAUCAUAAUCCCUGCCCUGAGCCUCCAGUGACUCGAACCCGUUCUGUCCCCAAAGGCAGCCCAUGGAACGAACGGCACCGACCCCAGUACUCACCAGAUAUGGACACCUCCGAUGAGGAUGUAAAGGGAGCCCAGAAGAUAUCUGUCUACCAGCCCUAUCACAUGAAACGCCGAAACAGAGCCUCCUCCCAGGAGAAUAUAAACCACUCUGGAAAUCAGAUAUUUGAACUCAACAAACGCAUGUCAGCUAUUGAACGCAUGCUGAACCGUCUGGAGGAAAGAAUCUUGGUGCACUCAGAAGAGUCUCCGGCCCCUGAGUCCCACACUGAUCCUGAUGUGGAAGAGGAGGAAUUGAAGAGGAAGCUGGAGGAGUUAGCCAGCAACAUCAGCGACAAAGGAGUUUCUUCUGAGGAAGAGGAGGAAAAGAGAGAGGAUGAACCAAAACCCAAAUUGAGCUCCUCCAGCAGUGACCCACCCAGUGAUGCUCAGAAGGUCUGCACAACUGCUGGAAAGACAUCCGGGCUGGAUCAAACCCCAAGGGACUUAGAGGAAUGUGCGCGGCACAGCGGGACCACAGACUCCGAGCUGUCAGAGCUGGAGGACAAAGUGGCGUCGGCGGCCAUGCAGCUGCAGCGUGCCGAGAGCGAGGUUUCCGAUAUAGAGUCUCGAAUCGCAGCGCUGAGUGCUGCUGGGCUGACAGUGAAACCAGUGGAAAAGCCAAAGAAGAAAUACAGCACGCAGCUGUUUAUGCUCCAGCCUCCCAGGAACGUAGGUAGCGGCCAAGGAGAUCAAAGUACGGACUCUUCAGAGAUGGCAUCGCCAAAUGACUUCAAAGUAAUGUCUAUGCCACAGGUGUUAAGGAGAAAAUUCAACAGUUCCCUUGAAAUUGCCGACGGCGACGAAUCCUUUGAUCGAAACUCCAUUUACCGAGGCUCUUUGACACAAAGGAACCCCAACGGGAAGAACAGGAAAGCAGAUCGCAUCUUCGCGAAGCCUGUGAUGACCCAUCGACCCUGAAGAAGAUGGAGCCUUACGACACUGCAAUUUUAACAAUGCCCGGCCUCAGCUCAGAGCUUCACCUUUAUUUCCCUCAACACAUUCUCCGAAGGGGUGGACAGAGAGGAGGAGGCAGUCCCGUGGGACAGGGAAAUCCUGCCGAGUUGUGCUUACAGAGCUCUGGCUCCACCUCGCUACCCAAGCAACCAUGUCCCAAUAAGAAACUUGCUGCCUGUUCCUGACAGGAUUUCCAGCCCACAGUGUCUGGCAAAGCAGCCCCAGCUGUUAUACCACACACCCACUCUGUCUCUUCCGCAAGUCUCCAUUGUUGUCAAAACAGGGUGUCUGUCAGCAUUCGAAAGCAGCGUUGUCAAGGCUGGGAGCUGCGCGGGUUAACUCAUUUGGGCCAGAUACAUGCUGGGUGUAAUUCUAGUGGCUUCAGUGGAGUGAGUUGCUUUCCUCUUGGGUUGGUGCAGAGAAGUCAGUGAUUGGAUCCAGCAGUAUUCAAGAGUUUGCAGUGGAUUUGAAAUGCCCAAUCCCCACUGCCUCGAAUGGCGCCACAUGGCUAAAACCCAGCCCAACACUUUUAAACUGUGCUGCUAGACAUUUGCAAAGGUCACUCUGCAGUUCUCCAAGUUCUGUCCAUUCACCCCUCUCCCCCCAUGGGCCGGAGCGACAGAAGCUUCCUAAAAGAGGGUUGGAGGCCACCUCAGUAUUUUAAAAUGGAAACAUUUAGUUUAAGAAUGAUCCAUGUGAAUCCUCGUGUGAGUAACGUCAUUGCAUUAGGCUUUGGUCACGAGCGGAAGCACCGAACCUCUGCAGAUACGUCCUGCAGUCACUUCAUUGCACUGUCAGUGAGCAGGACCCAGAGCUACCACAUCACAGAAAAUUCUGUGCUUUUGGGCAUUUUUACCAUUCUGAAAUGGAACAAAACAAAAUAUUUUAUCUCCAGCAGAACCAAAUUCCAAAAAAAGGCUGGGGGUCAAUCAAAACGUUUCAUUUCAAUAAAACUGAAACCUUUAAUUCCCAUUUUGAUCUCAAAACUUUCAAAUGUUUUUAGAUAAGAUGACUUUUUAAAAAAAAACCCUUUUUUGAACUGAAAAAUGAAAAUGUUCUAGUCCCAAUGUGUCAAAAUUGGAUGUUUCAACAUUUUUAAAAUGCUUCUUGGGAUGUGGAGAAAAUUCAUCAAAAUCGACAUGUUUUUCAAAACAUUCUGAUUUGACAAAA